AUGCGGUGCCUGUAUCUACUCAUACUUUCCGUCGGCUCUCUCUGUGCUACUUCAGAGACCAUCUCACUGCCGAAUGUCAAUGCCACCUUUGCCAAGACCCCUAAGCCAUUCCAGAUCCAUGUUGAUCAAGGCUUCAUUGAGGACACCCGGCAGCGGGUUGCUCAUACAAGGUCACCGUUGUUCAUAAAUGAGUCAAGCGAUGGACCCGGUACUGAGAAUUUCACAAGCGUUCGUGACUUCUGGGUCAAUGAGUAUGAUUGGAACACUACGGAAGCUUCUAUCAACAAGAGAUUCGAGCAGUUUACGACUAUUGUUGAGCCAGAAAUCGAUAACGUCACUCAUUCUGUACCGCUGCACUUCGUACAUCACCGCUCACCCAGGUCGGAUGCCAUACCAUUGCUGUUUAUUCAUGGGUGGCCAGGGUCCUUCCUUGAAGUCGGUAAUAUUAUCGAACAUCUGACAAAUCCACCAAAUACUUCUCUACCAGCGUUUCAUGUUGUUGCGCCUUCAAUCCCGGGCUUUGGAUUCUCUCCUGCACCGACACAGCCAGGGUUCGGCCCCGCGGCGGCUUCCUAUGCAUUCAACGAACUGAUGCUUCAGCUUGGCUACUCCCGAUACGUUAUCCAAGGUGGAGAUUUUGGUGGCGUCAUUCUUCGCUACCAAGCUCACAAUUUCCCAAAGAAUGUGAUCUCAGCACUCAGCAAUUUCUGGAUCAUCCAGCCUGGGAACAACGACCUUCGCCGACUUGCACAGGGGGAAUCAACGCCCGAUGAGGUUGCAUACAUCAAGAUCAUAGAGAAUUAUGAGAAUCAAGGAUCUGGCUACCGACUGAUUAUGUCUACGGAACCACUCACCCUGGCAUUUGGUAUGACAGACUCGCCACUUGGAAAUGCCAUGUGGAUGUACUCCAUCAUGAAGAGGGUCAUCGACCCGGCUAUCAUGGCUUGGACUCCCGAGGAGAUCAUUACUUGGUCCAUGAUGUAUUGGAUCCAGGGUCCAUACGGUGGUAUGCGGUUCUAUAAGGAAGUUCAAGACGACGGGGGCUUUGAAACACUCGACUUUGGCACCCUGCCCGUGGUAGAGAUCCCUGUCGCCAUCAGUCAAUUCCCCUAUGACUUGACUUAUCGUAUGCCGAUAGAUUGGGCAAAGCGAGGAGGAAAUGUUCUAAAAAGAACUGUACAUGAUCAUGGCGGCCAUUUUGCUGCUUAUGAAGUCCCUGAUCUGCUUCUCCAUGAUAUAUGGUCUUGGUUCGGAGAUAAGGAAGCUUCAGGGACCAAGGUAUUCGACUAA
Fusarium musae is the source of this 1290-nucleotide messenger RNA. RefSeq lists its product as uncharacterized. The transcript has 2 exons. Gene Ontology annotation, molecular function: epoxide hydrolase activity. Lineage: Eukaryota; Fungi; Ascomycota; Sordariomycetes; Hypocreales; Nectriaceae. Bases 1 to 1290 code for a protein of 429 amino acids. The record is from RefSeq and is a predicted model, not a curated record. Gene Ontology annotation, biological process: epoxide metabolic process.